AUGAUGGCCAGUGCCGGCGCCGCAGAUUUGCAACAACAAAUGCAAGCAAUAAUGACGCAGCUUACUUUACUAUCACAGAGUGUUGCCGAUAUUCGGACACUCCUGGAAUCGCAAAAUAAGAAAAUAGACGAGUGUGUCCAGAGCGUUUCCAAGCUACAGGAUGAGAAUAUAGAUUUACGGGACAAAAUAAACACAGUUCAAAAACAGCUUCUGAAUUCGAACAAUAAUAUAUAUGCUGAAAUGAGGAAUCGUUUAGAUAGGGAGAAAAAUGCCAUGUUCUUUGGAAUUAGCGAGCAGAACACUGAGUUCCUGCAAGUUGUCAACGAGAUUGCUAACAAAAUUUCCUCACCAAAACCCUGUACGAUACUUAGUGCAGAACGGGUAGGGAAACUGCUGGAUAAUAAGGAUAGACCAAUAAAAGUUCAAUUUGCUACUAUUGGUGAAGCUCAACAUGUGAUAAGAAAUGCAUUCAAAGUCCCUAAAGGUGAGCUUCCAAACCUGAGAAUUAAAAGAGACUUAACCCCCAACCAACAACAUGAAAUCAAGAUUGCUCAUGAAGAACUCAAUAGACGUAAAGCUUUGGGUGAAAAUAAUCUGGUACUGAGUGUGAAGGUUGUCGAGAGAGCGAAUACUGCUUUGCAAGGAUCUCCUCAGACUCAGAGUAUUGCUAAAAUAACGAUAGAAAGCAUCAAUUUGAAAGUGCCACAUCUCACACCCAACGAUGACAUAAAGUUGCAGUUGUUGACACGUAUCAAAGCAGAUGAGUCUAUGAUGAUACCGUUUCGCCGAUGGGAAUUGCACGAGCUACCAGCACUCACACAAGGAUCUACCAUAGAAAUCUGGUCCGUAAAGACAUGUUCUGCAUUGGACAGUCCAAGAUAUGUUAUAGUAUUUUUCCAAACUAAAAAAGCCGAUAAUUUGCAUGAAGACGUCACCUUGUUCGAUAAUGCCAACAUCAAAUCCAUACGAUUGGCUCUGAAUAGCGACUAUUAUCCGCAAGAAAGAAUGCUAUUGGACUUUUCCAAAGACCAAUAUGCCGAAGCCCACUUCAACUAUACAGAGUUCAACAAGAGCUACCAUAACUGUCAAGAAAAGCGCUCUCUAGUAAACUUUGCCGAAUUCAAAUCCCGACCAAUGUUUGUUAUCGAUUGCUCGAGGCGCCAUCUAGGCAUGAAGUCGUCUACAGUUGACAUGAAUUCAACCUUCAAGUUGAAACUUCAAGUUGAACCUCCUAGUACAACCUCCAAGUUGAACCUCCUAGUACAAGCUUCAAGUUCAACCUUCAAGUUCAGCCUUCAAGUUCAAACUUCAAGUUCAACCCUCAAGUUCAACCUUCAAGUUCAACCUUUGAGUUCAACCUACGAGUACAAACUCCAAGUUAGAAAUCCAAAAUAA
This is a messenger RNA of Phaedon cochleariae (mustard beetle), 1395 nucleotides long. NCBI's taxonomy places the organism in Eukaryota, Metazoa, Arthropoda, Insecta, Coleoptera, Chrysomelidae. The record is from the annotation of a GenBank genome assembly.